GACCUGGUGAGCACCAGCGACUUGGGAGAGGAGAGCAAAGACUAUGGCUCCUUGGCCCGAACUGGAAAACCCCCGUGACCCCAGUAAAUUCAUCGAAAGCUCCAUCAGCCAACAACCCAGCAAGUCUGGAAAAGAUGGAGAAAACCCCUCCAAUGAGACCAUCGCUUCGGUGAAGAAAAUAGAACUGCUUCCUUCUUACUCCACCAUCGCUUUGAUAGAUGAGCCGCCCCCUGAGGACGACCCAUGGAAUCUGCCAGAGCUUCAGGACACCGGGAUCAAGUGGUCAGAACGAGACACCAAAGGGAAAUUACUCUGCAUCCUCGAAGGCAUUGUGAAGUUCAUCUUCCUGCUGGGCUUUCUCUACUUGUUUGUCUGCUCCUUGGACAUCCUAAGUUCUGCCUUCCAGCUGGUUGGAGGGAAAGCCGCUGGGGAUAUUUUCCGAGACGGUUCCGUGCUUUCCAACCCGGUCGCCGGCUUGAUGAUAGGCGUGCUGGUGACGGUGAUGGUGCAGAGCUCCAGCACUUCGUCUUCCAUCAUCGUCAGCAUGGUGUCCUCUUCGUUACUGACCGUCAAGGCAGCCAUCCCUAUCAUCAUGGGUGCCAACAUCGGCACCUCCGUCACCAACACAGUGGUGGCCCUCAUGCAGGCUGGGGACCGGAAUGAAUUUAGAAGGGCCUUCGCCGGGGCGACCGUCCACGACUUCUUUAACUGGCUGUCGGUGCUGGUGCUCCUGCCUUUGGAGGCGGCCACCCAUUACCUCUAUCACCUCACCAGCGCUCUGGUGAACACCUUCCAGAUCCAGAGUGGGGAAGAUGCCCCCGAACUCCUGAAAGUUAUCACAGAUCCUUUCACCAAACUCAUCAUCCAGCUGGAUAAAAAUGUCAUCAACGAAAUUGCUACAGGAGAUGAGGCAGCCAGGAACAAGAGCCUGAUAAAGAUCUGGUGCCAGACACUGAAAAACACCACCGAGCAGAACGUCACUGUCCCCUCUCAAGACAAUUGCACUUCUCCCCAGCUCUGCUGGACGGAUGGAAACCUGACUUGGACCAUCCAGAAUGUGACCUACAAAGAGAACAUCGCUAAGUGCAAUCACAUCUUUGUGAACACCAACCUUCCGGAUCUGGCCGUGGGGCUCAUCCUCCUGGCCUUGUCCCUGCUGGUCCUGUGCACCUGUCUGAUCAUGAUCGUCAAGGUCCUCAACUCUGUGCUCAAGGGACAAGUCGCCAACGUCAUCAAAAAGACCCUCAACACAGAUUUCCCCUUCCCCUUCGCCUGGGUCACGGGCUACUUGGCCAUCCUGGUGGGAGCGGGGAUGACCUUCGUCGUGCAGAGCAGCUCCGUCUUCACGUCGGCCAUCACCCCUCUGGUUGGUAUCGGCGUGAUCAGCAUAGAGAGAGCCUAUCCACUCACUCUGGGCUCCAACAUCGGCACGACCACCACGGCCAUCCUGGCAGCUCUGGCCAGUCCGGGGAGCACUCUGAAGAAUUCACUACAGAUCUCCUUGUGCCACUUCUUCUUCAACAUCUCGGGGAUCCUGCUGUGGUACCCGAUCCCGUUCACCCGCCUGCCCAUCCGGCUGGCCAAGGGCCUGGGAGACAUCACGGCCAAGUACCGCUGGUUCGCCGUCUUCUACCUGAUCUGCUGCUUCUUCGUGGCGCCGUUGGCGGUGUUCGGGCUCUCGCUGGCCGGCUGGCCGGUGCUGGUGGGCGUGAGCACCCCCAUCGUCCUGCUGUUGCUGCUGGUGGUGGUGCUACGGAUUAUGCAGUCCCGCUGCAGCCGCGUCCUGCCCAAGAAGCUGCAGAACUGGGACUUCCUGCCCAAGUGGAUGCACUCGCUGAAGCCCUGGGACAGUGUGGUUUCCGGCCUGACCGGCUCCUUCCGGAAGUGCUGUUGCUGCUGUCGCAUUUGCUGCAUGCUCUGCGGCUGCCCCCCGUGCUGCCGCUGCAGUAAGUGCUGCCGGGACUCAGGCACGGAAGACGAGGAGCCUGCCAAGGACAUCCCCGUCAAGGGGGGCGAGGUGUAUGAGAAUACACUUGCCUUGGCCACCGAGGCCCAGGAGGGGAACCAAGCCUCCCAUCCCGCCCUGGGGACAAAGACCACCUCCAGCAGCACAGCCUUGUAGGGGCAGCUGGGCCGGGGGAGUAUGGGCGAAGGAUGGGGUGGGAGGGCGGUUCACGGCCACCCGUGCCCCACUGCUGUCUCCUCACCUUCUCCCCAGGAGGGUGGGCUGCCUGCCUACCUGUUUGCCUGCCUGCUUGCCCUCCUUGAAGCAUAGCUGAGAUCAAUGUCCCCAGACCAGCUCCUCUCACCAGCUGCCAGGACCUGGAAUCCCCCCCAACCUCCAGGGUCCCGGGGUGCUGAUUUGGCCCGUGGAAGCCCGGGACCAGCUGGUGGUCUUAUUGGGGACACUGGUUGACACCAACAAUCCCUCUCUCCCGGGCAGAUGGCCGUCAGGACCCCAGCCUGGGGAAAAGGAAGCUGACCCGGGGGAGAGUUUUCUCAGAUGGAUAUCUUAUUUCUUGACAAACAGCAGAGACCUUGGCUCUCCCAGUGAAGGACCCCUGAAAAAGCUG
This is a messenger RNA of Ornithorhynchus anatinus (platypus), 2573 nucleotides long. It is a transcript of the gene SLC34A2, whose product is annotated as solute carrier family 34 member 2. Gene Ontology annotation, molecular function: sodium:phosphate symporter activity. Gene Ontology annotation, biological process: sodium-dependent phosphate transport; intracellular phosphate ion homeostasis. The transcript has 13 exons. The record is from RefSeq and is a predicted model, not a curated record. Gene Ontology annotation, cellular component: apical plasma membrane; vesicle; brush border. Lineage: Eukaryota; Metazoa; Chordata; Mammalia; Monotremata; Ornithorhynchidae. Bases 44 to 2122 code for a protein of 692 amino acids.